Messenger RNA from Eimeria mitis, 1515 nucleotides. Its product is annotated as GNS1/SUR4 family domain-containing protein, putative. NCBI's taxonomy places the organism in Eukaryota, Apicomplexa, Conoidasida, Eucoccidiorida, Eimeriidae. Gene Ontology annotation, cellular component: endoplasmic reticulum membrane. Gene Ontology annotation, biological process: fatty acid elongation, polyunsaturated fatty acid; fatty acid elongation, monounsaturated fatty acid; very long-chain fatty acid biosynthetic process. The record is from RefSeq and is a predicted model, not a curated record. The transcript has a single exon. Gene Ontology annotation, molecular function: fatty acid elongase activity. The coding region runs from base 1 to 1515 and encodes 504 amino acids.
AUGUCUACGCGCCCUGCGUUUUCUCUUCGAGGCUUGGCCUUUGUUUGGAAUCUGGUGCUGUCUCUGCUUUCUUUCUUGGGGUUUAUGACGGUGCUGAUACAGCAGCCAACGCUGCUCACGGUGCCUGUACACCCGGAGCGUUUGUUUACGCCGCCUGUGAGGGUUGUGGUGGCUCUGUUUACUCUAACUAAAGCAGUGGAGUUUGGCGAUACAUUCAUUCUUGUAUUCAAGAAGAAGCCUCUCUCUUUCUUACAUCUCUAUCACCACCUCACCGUCACCCUAUACUGCUGGUCUGCUCAGCAUACCAACGUAGACUUCGCCCACGGAUUCGUUGUUAUGAACCUCGGCGUACACUCUCUCAUGUACCUGUACUACUGCUUGUCAUGCUGUGUAUCCGCACCAGGGCGCAGCAGCUCCCAAGGGGCAAGCGGCGCCAGCACCAGCACCGGAACUCGCAGCACCCGCAGCAGCAGCAGCAGCAGCAGCGGCAGCAGCGGCAGCAGCAGGAGCUUGCUGCAGCAAGUACUGCGGCAGUCGCGUCCGGCAAUAACUCUUAUGCAGAUAGCACAAAUGAUUGUGGGGAUGUAUCUAGCUACCAAGGGGGCCCUCUGUCUCCAGGACCAGCAGCAGGUGCUGAACGCACAGAUUGCUCUGGCUAUGUACACAUCCUACGCUGUAUUGUUUUUGAGGCUUUACUGCAGCAGCUAUCUCCCCCACCUCAGCAGCAACAGAGUGCUGCUGCUUUUCCUUUUGCAUGCGCUCGCAGCAGCAGGCGUAUACCGCCUCUCCUGCACGCAACACAAACUGAACCUUAUCGCACACUGUGCUGUUGGUGCUGUUGCAUCGCUGCUGCUGGCCACCAUAUGCAGAAACACCAACAAGAAAAGCGGGAAAGGCAAAGACACCAACAACAGUGUCUGGCUGUCGCUGCUGCUCGCUCUCAGUCUGCCCUGUGGGUUAGCUGUGGCGGCGAAACAGCAGGAAGAUGAACACGCGGAGCACGAAGCAGAAAAGCCAGCAGCAGCAGCAGCAUCAGCAGCAACAGCAGCAACAGAGACUGCAGCAGCAGCAACGCCAACAGCGGCAGGAAUACCAGCCCGUGCGGAAGGGCUUGGUGAGCGUUGCCCCUCUCUCACUUCUACCUCAGCAGACACCACAAUUCUUUCCUCAUGCUUCAGCAGCUCUGAUGACUUAGGUGCAGUAAUCUCGAAGAGUCCCGCUGCAGCAGCAAGCCCAGACUCAGCAGCAGGAGCGACUCUGUCAGAAAAGAAAGGAAAAACAACAUCCCCACGUAUGCGGCCUCGGGGUGAAGGAGCGAUGAGGCAACUAACAUACAAGACGGCUUCCAUCAAUUUGUCACGCUGGCAGCUCCUUGCUGCUGCUGCCGGUGCUGCAGCACCUAUGGUGUAUGGACAGUUCGUCAGCGGCCAAUGGUCUGUGGGUGUGUGCGUCUUUGGAGGACUCCGCUGGGCUCUUGAGCUUCAGGCAGCCCACCACUUGCGUCUGACAGCCUAG